Molecule: messenger RNA, 2721 nt
Organism: Helobdella robusta
Lineage: Eukaryota; Metazoa; Annelida; Clitellata; Rhynchobdellida; Glossiphoniidae
Exons: 8
Coding region: 1-2277 (758 amino acids)
Biological process (GO): monoatomic anion transport
Molecular function (GO): transmembrane transporter activity
Source: RefSeq, a predicted model, not a curated record
AUGUUCUACAUGAUGGGCAGAUGGUCACCCCCAGAUGAAAGAUGCCUACUCAUGGCCAUUGUCAACACGGGUGGUUGGAUGAGUAGCAGUGUAGUUAUCAUUCCCGUAUCCUGUCUUCUCUGCUCCCAUGGGUUUGCUGGUGGAUGGGCUUCCGUCUUUUAUGUCUAUGAACUUUAUAACAAGUUAAUGUUACGCCACUUGAAUGUCAAAAAUUCAGAAACUUUUGUUAAACAAUCUUUAGGAGGUCUUGGAAUGUUUUGGUGCGUUUUGUGGAUGUUGUUUUCGAGCGAUACUCCGGAUCUGGAUUCUGGAAUGAAGGAGGAAGAGAAGAAGUACAUCAAUGCAAGCAUUCGACUGGCUGAAACGAUCGGAGCCAGGAAGACUCAAGGAGUCCCCAAGACGACUUCCUUCUUAUUCAACAGAACUAAACGAACAACCACAAAAGUCACAAAAGACAAUGAAAUCGACAUUUUGAGUAACGUUAACAUCAACAACAACAUCAAAAACAACAGCAACUUCAACAUCAACAUUGACAACAACGAUAACGAAAAUCAGGGUUACCUGUUCAAAUGGCAGACAGCACUAACAUCGCUGCAAUUGUUUGUAUUAUGUUGCAACGAGUUCACACACGAGUGGUUGUUUUACACGUACGUUGUUGUACUGCCCGUUUAUGCCAAGCUCAUGCUCAACUAUCCUAUAUUCGAGUACACGAUUUCGUCCAUCCUGCCAUACGCCGGAUUCUGGUUUGCCAUGAUGAUGACGUCAGGAGCAGCUGAUCGUCUGCAUAGUUAUGGGGUACUUCCGGUCACUCACAUCAGAAAGAUUAUGAAUAGCAUUGGUAAUAUAUGCAGUUUGAUAUCUUCCUCUCUCUUGCUCUCCUUCCUGCUCUUCAGAUGCAACCAACGGCAGGGCCUCAUGUACACAGCCAUAAUCGGAACAUCUUUCAACGCUUUCUACCACUGCGGCUCUCUCUUGGCGCCUUUCGAUUUGGCUUCCAAAUAUGCAGCCGUGCUGGUUGGAGUCAGUGGCAUGGUAAGGGCCUCCGUGAGGUUUCUUGUGCCCAUCUUUGCUGGUUUGCUGCUAAAAAGAGAUGAUGAAGGAAACGGGCUGUUUGACAGGACACAAUGGUGCCUACUGUUUGUAGUCACAUCGGUCAGUCACAUAUCAUCGGCCCUCCUGUACUUGUUUUGUGGCACGGGUGACCAUCAGGCCAGGUGGUUUCACGCUUACCCAGGUUCUUCUCAAAUUAUGUUACGUCACUACAGCAACGAUGCCAUAAGCAGUAACGAAGAUGAAACAACCGGACGAGAAAGUAAGAUGUUCUCUGAAAACGCGACAUCGUUAUUACCAAAACCGAAAAGUGGCAUAAAAGCGGUUGAAAUAACUGCUGAAGGUAAUAAAGUUAAUGAGGUUAUCAAUUUGAACAAGCAAAUCAAUUUAACAGCUGCUGAUGUGACAACACGUGCGACAUUGGCGUGCAAACACAGUGACCAUCCUCAGAGCUCUCCAUCAUUUCUGACCACAACAAAGCCGACAACAUUAAAAAAUAAAUCACCACAAUAUCCUCGUCACCAACAACUACGUUACCAACAGCAACAACAUCAACAAUACCAUCAACCACCACCUCUUCAACUACCAACACCCACAACUUUUCCCAAAAGAUGGACUCAAGUUGAUUCGGAAAUAACAAUGAGUAGCAGCAGAGAUGGCACGAGUGAAGACCUUUACAGCGAGGACCACUCCCUCAUCUCCACCAACACCUCCGUUGAAUGCGAUACUUCAUUCCAUUUCGAUAUGGCAGAUAAGCUCAGCAACAUCCACUCGUGCGGUGAUUUCCAAAUGAACCGAACUAAUAAACUUCAGAACACAUCUGAAGAUGUCAGAGAAGAUGCUGUUGGCAAAGAAAAAAGAGAAAACAGUGAAGACAAAAAUUUGAAAAGUGCGAAAGGAAAAAUAGGAAAACUAGCGGGUCGCCACUCCAUAUCUUCAUCAACGCCAACUUCGGCCAGGAAUUGGCUGGAAAAAGUGCGCGGCGGUUUCAGUCAGAUCAAUUUGAAGAGAGCGAGUUUCGUUCUCGAUAGUUCCAGUGACAACAGGAAUGAUGAUGAUGACGAUGGUGAUGAUGUUGAUAACGACGAUGUAGCUAGUUAUGAUAACAGUGUGGUGCGCAAUGAUGAUGAUGAUGAAGAAGGUAGCAGUACUAGCAAUGCAAGUUUCGUCAAACGCAUUGAUAAGACUCUUUUCAUAGACAGUGACUUGUCAGAGUCAGUUGUAUGAUGAUGAUGAUGAUGACGAUGAUGAUGAUGAUGACGAUUAUGAUGAUGAUUAGGAUGAGGUUCAAAAUUUUGUACGAAUUAGUUUAUUUAUAAGUGUUGUUGUGCGUGUUCUUGUUUGUGUGUGUUUGGGUGUAUAUGUGCGUAUGUACACACAUUUUUUUACGUGCGUGUGUUUAUUGUGGGUAGAUGGUAUGGGAGCUGGAGCGACAACUAGUGAGACAAAAUGGUGGCGGCUAACGUUGCGGAGAUGUGACGAAAUGUUCGAAGUGUUGGGAGGUGGCUGUGUUUUGAGCAGGAAGAUUACCGAAGAUCCUAAAUUAGAACUUUGAGAUUUUAAAAUAAUACACGAUGAACUUGUUUAUUACAAAUCAGAGCAUUACCAGCAUUCAUUUUUCGGUCUGAAGUCAUUUUUUAUCUUCAAUUUAAUAAUUAUAAUGGAAAGAAA